ACCAACCGGCUAUGAGGACACUCACGUCGAUCUUCCUCUUAGUCCUCCUCGGGCUCGCGCUACAUGCUCACUGCGAGGAGGCGAUGGAUCAGAGCGCUCGUGACGAGGAGCGCGGCAUCUUGGAGUGUAUAUUCGAGGACAACAGCGCCAACUGCCUGAGAACGAGACUGGCUCGCGACCUGGACCAGAUAGAGCGGGAGGUUACCGGGAAGAAGAGUCAACCGCCGAUGAGCGUGGUGCUCGAGCAAGCUGGCGGUAUUAUCGCGGAAGUCGUCGACGAUCUGCAGGAGACCGGCGCCGAAGGCAUCAUCGGGGAGGACGAGGCUCAGGAUGACGAGAUAGAGGAGACGCGCAAGAUCAAGUUCGGCAAGAAGAAGAAGAAGAAGCAGCUGCAGAAGCUUCUGGGGCUGGCGAUGCUGUUGAAAGCGAAACUCAGCCUGCUGCUGCAGCUCAUCAGUACGCACUUCCAGCUUAAGUUCUUCGUCAUCGCCAUCAUCUCCCUGCUGAUCAACGCCACGAGGUUCUGGCUGGAGCUGAAGAAGGGCCAUCCGUCCAAAGUGAUCUACUACGAGCACGCACAGCAUCAGCAUCACUACGACCACGACGACCACGAUCACGGUUACUGGGGAAGAUCGUCGAACGAGACCCCCAUGGACCUCGCUUACCGCGCCUACGUGCCCACGGAAUGA
Dinoponera quadriceps is the source of this 689-nucleotide messenger RNA. RefSeq lists its product as uncharacterized. The transcript is spliced from 2 exons. The record is from RefSeq and is a predicted model, not a curated record. Lineage: Eukaryota; Metazoa; Arthropoda; Insecta; Hymenoptera; Formicidae. The coding region runs from base 12 to 689 and encodes 225 amino acids.